Molecule: messenger RNA, 1864 nt
Organism: Mangifera indica (mango)
Lineage: Eukaryota; Viridiplantae; Streptophyta; Magnoliopsida; Sapindales; Anacardiaceae
Exons: 5
Coding region: 621-1637 (338 amino acids)
Source: RefSeq, a predicted model, not a curated record
ACUAAGUGGUUUAAAUUUUUUUGCUUAAGAAGAUGAAAAAUGGAGCAUCUAUGAGAAUUUGAACCUUUUACACGGCUGCUUUUGGAAAGUGGAUAAUUAUUGUUGUUGAAAAUUUUCACACCAUUGUUCUUAUUGUAUGGUAACUAAUUUGUAAAUGGAAAAAAGUUGAAUUAUUUACUUGAUUUAUUGUUGCAUCGGUUUGGUUUGGUCUGGAUUUGGCUCAUUAUUUACUCAGAAUGGAGCCUCUAGUCCCAACGUUAACCCCCUUGUUAGAUUUGAUAUAAUGAGAAAUAUGAAAUUUACUGUUACUAUCCUGGUUUGGGAUAAUCUAAUCUCAUAGGCAAACAUGUGAGAUUGUUGUUUUCUAGUGCCAGAUUUUUUUUGUUAGCAUAUAUGGCAUGAUAAUCAAGUAGACAAAUAUGUGUGACGCAAGAUAAACGUUACCGUUUUCUCCUUAAACAUGUCGCUGCAUAGAGCCUUACAUAUGUACAGAGUAGUGUAAAGUAUAAAGAGUGAGAAGGAAUUAUCUUAGUUUGCAUCUCAUUAGAGUAGUUGAAGCUUUGGGGUGGUUGUCAAACCGCCAAAUUCUUUAAAUUCAGAAGGCUGUGGAAUUGAUUGAAAUGAGAAACUCUCAAGUCAAUGAGGGAUAUGGCUUUGCUGAUUAUGCUCAGGCACCAGAUGCAUUACCGUCUUUGGCAGCUAUCAAGUGUCAGUCGCAUGUUCUUGGAUUGCCAGCUUUCUCCUCUUUUGCUAAUUCACCAUCAUCUCUACAGCAAGGAAGUGACUGCAGUUUAUCACAGAUGUACUAUCAACAAUCACAAUUUGAGGAAAUGGCAUUUUGGCAGUCAUUACAGAAGCAGCAAAAUAACAUAUCGCUACCAGGCAGCUUCCAUUCUGAGCCACCACAGCAGCAUCUCAGAUUCGAUGAGCCUCUAAAGUCAUCACACAAGCAGCAUAUGGAGCCACCUUGGAGCAACCAUUCUCAGUCUGAACAGAAGCAUCCUAAUUUCACUGAGUUUCCACUGAAGAUAGGAGACCUACAUUCCCAAGAAGUUCCUCAUGCCAUCAGCCCCGCAUCACAUGAGUCGCCGUCACAGCGGUUAGUUCUUCCUGACUUGAGGAUUAAUGAAGGAAAAUCUGUUAGCCAGAAGUCUUCAUCAUUUACUGGUGGACAGUAUUUCCCUGGAAGAGCUUCUUACAAGGGGAAAGAAAAGGUAACUUCGUUUUCAACCACUGUAGAAAACUUGACAUCUUCAAUGAAUCAACAACUAGCUCCAGAAUUGUCCAGGACCAGGGGUCCAUCAAAUGCCUUGUAUUCUGCAAGUUCAGAGCUGGAAUUCACGCAUCAGACUCGACCCAUGAGAAGUGAUAUUACAUCAGAUAUAGGAACUGAGGAUUCGGCAAGGAAUUCCCUAAGGGAACUCAUGGAGGUGCUAAAAGAAUGUAGCCCGCCAGGACCAGAUAUUGCUGAUUCAUAUGGGGACUCUAUUGGGCCAUUGUUUGAUAUCCCUUAUUUUUCCAGAGUCACCUGGUCUUCUGGCGUGCCAAAUCCUGCUAGCAGUUUGAAGAAUUUCAAGGGUUUGUACUCUAGAAAAGGCAAACCAGUACUGAACUCGAACAAGAGAAGACGGCUUUAAAGAUUGGUGAUCCUCUAGCUGGUAACAAGUUCCACCUUUCUUCUGGUGGACAUAUUUUGAAGCUUUUUGGAACCAUUAGCACCCAGACUUUUAGUGCUUAUUCAAAUAAAAUGAAUUUUCUUUUCUUUUAAACUCUGUUUUAGCAAUUUUAUGUGUCGUGUGAAACAUUGUCUAUGUUUUCAUUGGUUAUGAGCCAUUGAUCAAUGUCAGAAGUUAUUUUUAUAGAA